This is a messenger RNA of Hyposmocoma kahamanoa, 1905 nucleotides long. RefSeq names its product CCAAT/enhancer-binding protein-like (gene C/EBP). Lineage: Eukaryota; Metazoa; Arthropoda; Insecta; Lepidoptera; Cosmopterigidae. Gene Ontology annotation, biological process: DNA-templated transcription; regulation of transcription by RNA polymerase II. The transcript has 2 exons. The record is from RefSeq and is a predicted model, not a curated record. Gene Ontology annotation, molecular function: DNA-binding transcription factor activity, RNA polymerase II-specific; RNA polymerase II cis-regulatory region sequence-specific DNA binding. The coding region runs from base 215 to 1057 and encodes 280 amino acids.
CGGCGAGCGCGCGCGUCGGCAGUCCGCGCCCGACCGCCGCACCGAGCGCACGCGCGUAUCUCUCCUAACGUAAAAUAUAAACAGAGUGACACGCCGCGCCGAUACAGUGUCGUGUGCCCCGCGCCGUGAGUGUUCAGUGACGGCGACCCAGUGCUUUGAAGUGGAGGCUCGGGCCAACGGCGCCGCUGGGCCCGUCCUAGGCCCGGGCGGCGGAAUGGAAUCCCCGCAGAUGUACGAUCAGACCGGCGCGCCGCCGCCGCCACCUCAACCAGACCUGAAGAAGGCGGCGGAAGACAAACGAGCACCCUUUCCACCUCCUGAUUUGGACGAGCUCAAUGGACAGGAAAUCAGCUUGGAUCUGCAACACCUCAUCGAGGAUCAGUUUCGGGGCGAGGAGACAAUGGCGUUGUUCCAGGAAAUACUUCCUGGAGGUCGAUCUCCUCAACACCGACCUUUUGCUAGGACCACUUUGGCGUAUAUGCCUCAACCAGUACAUUCGGGAGCUUCGUAUGCAGCCCCUGUUCCAACCAAUUCCGGACAUGAGCAAGCACCACCUCCAAUAAAGGAGGAACCUCCAGAGCCUCAAGAUUUUAGGCGAGUAGUGACUUGCGCUCAGUACACGGGGCAAUAUAACCCUCAACCUCCUGUAGGAGUUAGUGGACCUUACGGAGGAGGCUUUACUCCUCUGCCUCCUUUGGGAGCACCACUGCUUCCUCCACUGUUAAAACAUAAACCCACUCCCUCGAGACGAUCAUCAGGCAAAAUGGUAGACAAAGGUACAGACGAGUACAGACGAAGACGUGAACGCAACAAUAUUGCUGUGAGAAAAUCGAGAGAAAAAGCUAAAGUGCGUUCGAGGGAAGUUGAAGAAAAGGUAAAAGCUCUGUUGAGGGAAAAAGAGGCAUUACUGAAGAGGCUGGAGGCGAUAUCGUCAGAACUGAGCUUGCACAAACAGAUGUACGUGCAUCUGAUUAACUUGAAUCACCCGGAGAUCACGGAGCUUUGCCGGUCCAUGCUGCAGCUAGGGGCUCCCCAUGCGCCGGACCACACACUUUGACUAUAAGGUAAGUGUGUGUGUCAUUACAAUUGAAGAUGGCGCCACGGGCCGUGUGAUAUGUGCAUUAAAACUACUAAGUGUCGCCUCAUACGUAAGAGUAGAUAGCGAAAUUACUUUGUGAUUUUACAUUUUACUUUUAUAUUAUAAAAAAAUUUACACAGAUAGUUUAGUUUAUAAGCGCUCGACGUGUAGAAAUAUAGGUGAAUUUUUAUUACAUAGUUUUUUUGUCACAUCUACUUAACAAGUCUAAACACGUUGCAAUUCGUCAAUUAAUAUAAAUACAUAGAUUUUGAAACUUUUUAUGACAAAAAAAGAAGUCAUACCGUGGUAAAAAUCCGAUAAAUAGUGAAUCCAAUUCUAAUUUCAACCAAUUUAAAUAUUUUUAAAACAAACAUGCAACGAUAGGGUUGACAAAAAUUGUAACAAAAGUUACUUCUAUUUCUGCACAUCGUUGAUAACCCUAGAACCAGCAAGUCCCGGCUAGGAAGUGAUCUCAAAAGCAGUAGCUUGGGCUUGCCGCUCUCACGAACACUGCCAUUUGUCUCGAAAAUGUGGUGUUUACUACAAAAAUCGCUUUCUGCAUAUAUAGUAACGUGCUACACAACUGUCAAAAAUUGACACGUCAAAAUUUGUAUAUAAAAAUCACGGAAAUGCAAUUUGACAAGUCACCGCUCUCGUUACUAAAUAUCAAAUCUGCCAAAUGAGAAGGAUGUACGUAUUUGUAUUUAAUUUUUUUAGCAUCAGACAGAAAGAAAUUUUGUGUCUUUUAUCGGGUACUAUGUCAUCCAAUCGUUUUGUAGGCAAAGCAAUUUAAUAAACACUGUGAAACAAAAAUCUGAAACAUGCUU